AUGGCUUCUAUUUUUAACAUUAUCUCCCUCAUUCUCUGCUUUGCCCUAGCUUUCCAAGCUUAUGGACAACCUUGUUCUUUGAGUGACAUUCGUGUUUCAGAAUCCAAAACAUCAGCCACAAGAUACAACGUUAGUGUAACAAACCAAUGUAGUUGCAGUCAAUCACAAAUCAAGUUCAAUUGCGAUGGAUUUAAAUCAAGUCAGCCUGUUGAUCCAGCAAUUUUUAGUGAAGAUUGUCUUCUCAUACAAGGAGCACCACUUCGGUUUUCAUCUGUUGCAACGUUCACUUAUGUUUCGGAUUCUAGGUUUUUGUUUAUUCCUAUUUCUUCUCAAAUUUCUUGUCCUUAG
Molecule: messenger RNA, 348 nt
Organism: Lathyrus sativus (Indian pea)
Lineage: Eukaryota; Viridiplantae; Streptophyta; Magnoliopsida; Fabales; Fabaceae
Source: the annotation of a GenBank genome assembly